CCGGGUGUCGCGCAUGCGCACCGCGCGUGUCGGGGGGAUAUUUGACGGCUGUGGCCGCCGUGGCCGCAUCCCGUGUUUGCGAGCUCCUCUCCCCCUUUCACCUCGUUUCUUCACCUCGUCUUCCCUCACCGCGUCGUGGCUCCGAGCACCUCCUCACCACCCCCGAUGCCCCCGCGCCGGUGAAGAAGAAGAAGCCAUGGCCGGUGCCGAGGACGGGCCCGAGUUGGGCCUCGAUGCGGCCUUGUUGGCCGAGCCGGCGGGCGGCGCCGCGAGGCCGGCAGGGCCAGCUAGGCGAGGACGGGGGGCCCGAGGAGGCGAAGGCGCCGACAACAACAACCACGAAAACAACAACCCCGUAGACAACAACUACAACAACAACAGUCGAGGUGACGGCAACAACGAAGACAACGACGGCAAUAAUGAGCAAGACGACGUCGGCUACGUUGAAGGACACAGCGAGGAGGUGGUGGUUGAGAUGAUUGAGGAGGUGGUGGUUGAGGAGGAGGCCGCGGCCACGCACAGCAGCAAGGAGACGCAGACGGAGACCCCCGAGGCGGCCGGGGUUGCGGACCCCCAGGGCUCGUCCAGGCCCGCGCUCCCCGCCAAGAGGGUCUCUUUCCCGGAGGACGGAGACAUCGUGUCGGGAGCUGUGGAGCCCAGGGACCCGUGGAGGCACGCUUUGGACGCUACUGUGGAGGUCAUCAUCACGGCCUACAAGGAGUCCUGCCUGAAGCUCAACGUGCGACCCAUCCCCAAGCUUAUCAAGCAGUUGCAGGAUAUCACUGAGCUCAGCGGAAGAGUGGAAUGCCUCGAUCUCAGGGCGGAGAAGCUGGACUACAAGACAUGCGAGACAUUGGAGGAGGUGUUCAAGCGAAUGCAGUUCAAUGAGGUCAACGCUGAGUCCACAAGCCUGGAUGAAGACGGAGCCUCGGCGCUCUUCGACAUGGUCGAGUACUACGAGUCGGCCGUCCACCUCAACAUCUCCUUCAACAAGCACAUCGGUGUGCGUGGGUGGCAGGCCGCAGCCAAUCUCAUGAAGAAGACGGGCAGCCUGCAGAUCCUGGACGCACGCAACUCGCCCGUCGCCGACCAGGCCCUGCCGUUUGUGGCGCGAGCACUGCGCAUGCACAGCAGCCUCGCGGUGCUGCACAUGGAGAACGCCAGCAUGUCCGGCCGCCCCCUCCUGCUUCUGGUGUCUGCACUGAAGAUGAACCUGGCGAUGCGGGAGCUGUACUUGGCCGACAACAAACUGAACAGCGGCCAGGACGCCCUGCAGCUCGGCAACCUGGUCAAGUUCAACAGCACCUUGCAGCUACUGGAUCUGCGCAACAACAGCCUCAUGGACUCGGGCCUCCAGCACGUGUGCGAGGGCCUCAAGGAGCAGAAGAAAGGCCUCGUGACACUCGUCAUGUGGAACAACCAGCUGUCGCACGUGGGCAUGCAGUACGUGGCCAGCAUGCUGCCGUGCACGCAGAGCCUGGAGACGCUGAACCUGGGCCACAACAGCGUCGGCAACGAAGGCGUCCUGCGGCUCAAGGAGGGCCUCAUCGCCAACCGCUCCGUGCUGCGCCUGGGACUGGCCUGCACGCGCAUCACCUGCGAGGGUGCAGUGGCCGUGGCGGAGUUCAUCGCCGAGAGCCCGCGCAUCGUCCGCAUCGACCUGCGCGAGAACGACGUGAAGACGGGCGGCCUCAUGGCGCUGGCGCUCGCCCUCAAGGUCAACACGUCGCUCGCCCGGCUCGACAUCGACAAGGAGCCCAAGAAGGAGCAGGUGAAGUGCUUCCUGGACACGCAGAAGAACCUGCAGACCGAGAUCCAGAACUACUGCAAGCGCAACCGCGACGCCGCACGCGACCGGGAGGACGACGGCACGGGCCCCCCGUGUCUCUCCUCGCCCUCCUCGCCCACCACGUCCUUCGCUGCCCUCGACCUGCAGUCGCAGCAGCAGGAGCAGCAGGAGCAGCAGGAGCAGCAGUCGGCUGCUGGCACCCAGGUCGAGUCGGACGGAAGCGUCCCUCGGCCCGCUGGUCGCGACCGGGUGGAGCCGGGCGCAGUGGAGGAGCGGAGCCUACUGUUCGUGCAACAGCUGGUGGCCACCGCGACGUCCCCGCCGCCCCCCAUGCUGCUGUCUCCUCUGCCGCCGCCGGCGCCGCCGGCGCCGCCUGCGCCGCCGCCCCCGCCGCCGCCUGCCGCCGUGGUCAGGAAGCCCAGCCGGUUCCGGGUCACUAUCUCGGAGGAGCCGUGGCAGUCGCAGGUGAAGAGCGGCGCCGUGCAACACAUGGUCAGGUCCGGCAGUCAGGACCUCGGGGGCGGGAAGAGCGACUCCCAGCGGCCGGGCGUCGGGGCGGAGGAAAGCGGUCGCGGUACGGAGGGCCCGACGGCGACAUCGGGCGACGAGCAUCGCGUCCGGAGGGACGGGACGCAGCCGGGAGUUUCGCAAGCCGACGGCAGAGCACGCGUGCAGCAGUCGAGUGGGGAAGCGGUGCCGGCAGGCCCAGAGGACGCGGCUCUCGUGAGAACGCCAGAGUCGGGCCGGUCAGGGGUCGUCCUGACCCAUGACCCCGCGAGGUCAACUUGCGACGAGCGUGGCGCGCCGAUGGACGGCGCCCGGGGUGGUAGUGGCAGGAGUCUGGGGAGCGGCGCUAUUUCCGAGGGUGCUACAAACGAGGAUCUCGCGGCUGUGACUUUACCGUCGGACCGGUCCGGCCGGGGCGAGCGAACGGCACGGCAUGGGGAGGCCGGCACUGUCGCCGAGGGCGCCGCAUGGCGACCAGGGAGGGACGCUGCCGAACGGCGGCGAAAGGAGCUCGUCGGUGGAAGCGACGGUGAAGACGGCGGCGCGGCGCACGUCCCCGGAGGAGGCGCCAGCUGCAACGGUUUGACGCUCGGUGGCGACGGCUCCGUUUUCGUCCGGGGCCACAACAGCGUGGACCAGGCCGGCCUGAACGAGCCCCCGGAGGAGGAGGAGGCGGCGGCGGUGGCGCCAGUGUCAGUCGGACCUUGCAGCGAGUCCGAGCUGGAGCUGGCGCUGGAGCGGGAGCUGGAGCGGGAGCUGGAUGAGGAGCUGGACCACGCGGGGCCUACCCCGGCCGUCCCCAACGGCCUGCGGCCCGAGCUGGUACCGGACGGCGGGUGCCUGGCCACAGCGGACGGGGCGACGAAGAGCGCCGACGCGCCGCCUUUGGGUUCGCCGGAGGACGAUGCCGGUGCGGAUGUGGGCGUGACGGCGGCGGGCGCAUUCGGUCGGGAGCUGGAGCAGCAUUCGCAGGGAGGCAGCCAGGAGACGGCGCACUGACGUCACCCGCACCAGGUUUUCGUCGGAAGAUUAAUUCGUCGCUUCCCUUCCACGCCUCAUGGGACGCCCUGAACUUCUGCGAAUUGAAAUUUGUUGAAUUUUUAAUUUCCCUUCGUCCCGGCUGACGUCUUAUCUCACCCCGUCGCUCCUCCUGCCUUCGAUUCAUUCAUCGAGAGACUCGCUCUUUAAAGUCCACACACACUCACACACUCGCACACAUCCUCGGACAAUGCCGUCGACCCCAUCCCUUUCCAACCAAAGACUGCCAUGGCAAGAUUUUGUUUCGCCAUGUACAGGAAGCCUUGCGGGCUCCUCUUGGCGAUUCUGGAGUCUCUAGUCCGUGUGAUUCCUAAAUGGUCAACACAUCCAAAGCCUGCUCACUCUCCAUUCUCAUCUUGCCCGUUGUUGUUUCACUGAUUUGUGAUUUCUCACUGGACUUUACGGUGGCUUGAUGACUAGCGUGAAGGGAAGGAGAGCGAGGAGGGGAGAGGGACAGAGGAGGAGAGCGGUAUUAAUGGACACGAGGUGACUCGGAGGACAGGGUGAAUGAUGAGAGGGGGAAGGCAUGGGAGAAGAGUGGAGCGGAGAUGAGGAGAGCAAGUGUGAGAGGGGCGGUAUGGAGAAAAUGAAGAAAGUGUGGGAAAGAGCAGACAGGGAGGAGCGGCAGAGUGAGGGGUGGAUGAGGAGGCGAGCGGGUAGGCGAGACGCAGCGGGGAUGCCAGGAGGGGAAGAGCGCCAUCAAGAGAACAUGCAACGUUGUCACAGAUGUACUGGUGACCAAUUUGAAAUGUACACUAACCCAUAGUUCGGGCUUGAGCGUCACUAAAUCCACACAUCCAAAGCUUUAAUCGGAGGCUGAUAUAUUUACUUAACGUGGGUGGGGGGGGUGUACAGGUCUCCUUUAUUUUGCCGAGCACCGGGGUCGCGCAGGCGGUGAUGCGGCUGGGAUCUGGGCACAAAACUGCUGUUUUGCACACUCUCCGCGCGAGCCCUCUGCCGUCCCAACUCCUCCGUUCGUUGCUGGACGAACAUUUGAUUAUUUUGAGAACAUUUUCCCCGCCCUCUUCCUCAUCACAUAAUCCCGUGCAUCCUGAAUUUGGUUGCGCGUGUUCGGUGCGAGCGCGCAGCGUCGGUUGGGAUGUUGCCGUCGGGGGCCGCGUCGGCACAACGGGGUGGGGGAGGCCUCCAGCGCCGGCGACGAUGCCAACGACGGCGGUGGCUUUGGUGGCGAGGAGCGGUGGGGGAGCGGUGGGCAAUGGUGGGAGUGGCGAUCGCGCGUGCAUGCAGUUAACUUUUCUUUACUUGAAACGGCGGAGUGUCCACCCCUGCCUGCCGCCCGUGUAUCGCGUGAUGAGCGUCGUGCGUGCCCGACCGCCUUUGUCUCCCCACUUCCCCCCCCCCCCCCCACACCAUCACCUGUGCUGUGGGUGGAAAACGUGGGCCUGGCAUGCUGGGAAGAAGUCCGUGGGCCCAAUCUUUAGCCAAGGUGCUCACUGGGUUAGGUGGCUCACAUCUCUUAAGCCUAAUUAAUGACUUAAUUAUUUAGUUAAGACUCUUAAUUAUCUGGGAGAGAGUCCUGGUUGCAACUCAAGCCUCUUUGAUAUGAGAGUUUGAUCGUGGACGGUGAGAUUCGCUGGGUUAGACUUGGGUUCGAAUCGUGAGGUGGAGGGUUGGAUGAGUUAUAUAUAUAUUACACAUGGCGCUUUAUGUUUUUUUGUGUUUUCUCUUAAUUUGUGUAUAAUUUUUUUUGCGUUUGUCAAAGGCUUGCGGACAAGGGGAGGGCCCUGGUGGUGGCUUUGAUUUUGAGGUUUAUUAUCAAAAAGAGUUAAUUGUUUGCGAUUCCCGAACUCGAGAUAAUUACAGUCACGGUUUAGGUGUAGGAGUGUACAAAAUGAUCCAUUCGUAACGUUAGUAAGUGCUGUUCGUGAGCACCUAUCAAGGCUGGCACGAAACACGGGGAGGGGUUGGUGUGACCCAGCUCCGUUAAAGCCCAAAUGACUUUGUCUCCCAAAUGCUGAUACUCACACAGUAUGCAAGGUACUCCUUUAAGACGGAGUCAACCUUGGGGAGGCACAAGAGAGGUGCAAAAACCCUGUAUCACGGAUGUAGAGCAUGGCCAGGAAAAGCACAUGCACACACAUACACAUAGGCAUGACAAACGCUCACAUAGUCUCGUACAUCUGUCACUUGCAGAAGCUGCUUCUGGUUUGCCGUUCAUUGCUUUGUCAGUCCUCGCUGGGGUCUCGUGGGUUGGAGUGUGGGCUUCACAUGGGAUUAUAAUUCACACUGCCCCCGCCCCCACUCUUGCUCCACGUGGCGAUAGGGAAGCUUUAAUUGCUUUUUACAAACGACGUAAUUCUGGAAACACGAGUGAACGCAGAGCGGCCUCGCAGCCCCUUCUCGGUUGUGUGCGCUCCCACUUGACCUGUAGAGGAAUCCACCCCAGUUGUCGCACCAUCGGUCGUUGCUGAGCUGGGCUGCGGCAAGGCUUCGGAGAGAUGCAGACUUUUGGUUUGGGGACUGGGUUUCGGCUGAACUCUCUAUGGGUUUUGGCCGGGUUUAGACGAGACACCGACUGGGUUUGGGUUACAUUUGGAUUGUUCUGGGGCUGGUUCUGAGCCGGAUUGGAGCUCGGUUCAGACUGGGUUCAGGCUGGCUUUAGACUGGAUUUGGGCUACAUUUGCUUGGUAUUUAAGCCACGUACAGGCCAGGUUUGAUCUUAUUUUUGGGAUAAAUCUACAUUGUCGGAUUACCUCCCUUCUCGCCCUGACCUCACGGCGACCGUGCUUGUGUUUGCAUUACCGAUGUUAUUAUUGUGGUGUUGUUGUUUUAAGCAGUUUAUUUUGUUGGCUCCAGAUACAGAUGGAUGUUACGACUCGCAACGCAGUUGUCAAGUUUGCUCGCUAUGCAAGUGCCUCCCACACCCUGAGGGACACGGAGACAUUUUAUUUUUAAAUCGUACAGGGAGCGAUUGCGUGAAAGUAAAUAAAAUUCAGUUAAAAUUAAUUUUCCUCCCCGAGCGAGGCAACGACUUGGAGAUUCGUCGGCGGGCCUUCGUGUGGACGAUGAUGAUGAAGGCCGUGGGGACCAACCACGUCCCUCCAAGCGACUGGAAACAAAAUCUGGUUUAGGUUUAACCUCUCGCAACGCGUAUUCCGAAUGCGCGCCGCAGAGAGCCGCAUGACACCACAGCCACAGCAGCGGUCCAUUGUUCUCUGUAUUGAUUUAUAUUCCAUGUUAGCUCGCAGGCAAUCUUAAACGAGACGGAGAAGAAUUAAUUCUUGGGUAGAAUCGUGACCCCCGAAUGGCAUGACGAUGCGUAGAUGUGUAGCAUCGAUGGGAGGUGACUCUUUACACGUGUGAUGCUCGCACACGGUGUGCUGCUGUGUGCACCUAAAAGCGCAAUGUGUACACGUGUGAUGCUCGCACGCGGUGUGCUGCUGUGUGCACCUAAAAGCGCAAUGUGUACGCGUGUGCGUGCACACAGCGCGGUGUAUGUACCCGAGGCAUGCUGUGUCCACAUGCAUGCGCGCAGUAACGCGGUCAACGCACAGUGUACUGCGUGCAAACGCACAUACACGCACCUCUGAUUCGCGUGGUUGGCUAUGCACGGUGCGAAAGAAGUUUGACAUACAUACACGCUUUAUGCAUGUACAGUAUACUUUGUCCAUGUAAUAAUAUGGUUGUGUGUGCGCAUGCACAUACACAAUCUAACGUGUACACACACCACGCGGUGGUGCUUCAUGGGCAGUUACACAAAUUAUGCAACCUCCGUCACAUUCAACCGAAUGAUUCGUGACGGGUGUCGCUUCGGAAGUUGUCGUAGUCUUAGGAAAAAAAUUGAUUGCUCUGUGGGAGAGAGUCGGGUGGUUUGAGGGACACAAAACCCGAACGCGCCGUCGCCAUUGUGGCGUCGGUGACGCAAAGUGAGUUGGGUCCGAGUGUGUCCGACACCGCCGUGUUUUAUGGGCAUCGUCGAGAAAGGUGGCGGGGGUGGACAUAACUUCUGUUUGAAGUGCAGCCCCCAAUCGGUUGGCGUUUGGCGCCCAAGUGGAACGGGGCCACGUCAGGAAUGUGUUUACCCACGUGUCUCUGAGUGGCCCAGGUGUACUUCCAAAUUUCUGGAACUGCCCCUCCCAUGAGCCCCACACGGCCCCUGAUGCUUCUCGCUCUCAUGGCUCAGGUGAGAAGAGGGGGUUGGGGGUUGAAACCUGUCUGGAUCUCCCUUAAGGGGAGGUGGGGGGGGGGGUUGAGGGGUGGAGCUAAGAUUCUUGAUCACUGCCAGGUUCAUUCACCAGCAGAUGUCAAAGUUGCCGUGGCUGUAGCUGCUGCUGCUGUUUACGUUCUGGUUUAGAGCAGUGUUUUUGUUGACAUUUUUUUGCUUUUUGGGUGUAAUUUUCACUCCCCCCCCCCCCGAUGGCUGAUUUAUUAUGUUCGUUGGCAUGAGACCAGGCCGUCAAUAGCACGCACGCUCUGGGUGACCGUCGCUAAUCAGGGGGGAGUGGUGGUGGUAGUGGCGCUGGGUUUUGUAUUCGCGGUGCCUGCCGUGCGCAUCUCUCGGUGUGCAGUACACGAUGAGAAUUGGAAGCAGUGGUUUGUCUACCCUGGGAAGCCUCACUGGGCUCUCUCUGAUGUGCGUGGUAUUUUUCGGGUCGUACCGCGCUCUGUUCGGCGCGUUGUCUUAAGUUUCGUUGCGCGUGCUGGGACUUCUUCGGGAACCAAACGGGGGUUCCUGAAGAAGCUCGCCGGCGAGUUGAGCGGAACGUCUGACAUCGUGCGGCGGAACGGCCGCAAAGCGGCACAACCCAGAAACACAUCGGAGAGAUGCACAGCAGCACAACGGCGAAUACCUGCGCAGUAGCAAGCCUCACUUAGCCCCGAACUUCCUAAUGCAGGGAAAUGUCCGGCCACUUCCCUUUUAAUGAGUAUAUUUUGCGUACGCCAAAUGAAUGAGAGCCCGGAGAAUACGCACCCAUGCGAGAGGGGGGAUCGCACUCGGCCAUAUCGUGGCAACGAUACUGUAGAGAGCAGAGCUUUCGGGGUCUGCUAACUCUGUGACAGCCAGGAGACCCUGCAGCAUGAAGCGAUGGCCAGGUGCGGUAGUGACACGAUCAACGCCAUUGCCCGUGUUGACCUCUUGACCUUGGUGGAGGGCGGACUGGGCAGGCGAGUUGGGACAAUGCUGAGGCUGGGUGGGAGAUGUGGGGGGGAGGGUAGGGGUUAGGGUCGGGGUCGGCAGGUGACCCCUGCGCGCUAAGAGAAGCUCUCUCCCGUGUUUGUUUUUAAAUCUGCACUGCCUUCGUGGCUCGAACCCGAAACUUUUAUACGCGAUUGCGCGUGUCUGUCCGCCGAUCCGAGACGGUUCUGGGCCCGGCGCGCUGCGCACAUCUCUGUCCAACGCUCUCAUCCCACGAUUUGUAUUUGUCCCUUACAUAGUAAUAAUUUAAUAAUUGUCACUAUAGUAAUAUUGUGUAUAGAGAUGUUAUUAAGUUUCACGUUUUGCCUUUGCGUUCUGGGUGUUAAUGCGUCCGCUUAUUCUUGGGGUUUUUUUGCGGGGGGUGGGGGGGUGACAUUGUGUUUUGCCUUUAUUUAGUUUUUCAUGUUUAAAAUCAUCCUUAGAAUCGGUGCUGCUGUUGGCAAUGAGUAAUAAUCGCGAGAAUAAUAAAAAAAACUCAAAUCAAACGCUUGGGCGGAGGGGAGCGCGAAGGCAGCAGGAACUGCGACCGUGACCGAACGGGGACCCGGCGCGAGUUCCAAUUUUAUUCGUGUACAGAACCUUUUCGCAUUGCUGGGUGAGCGGGGUGGGUGGUUCAGUGAGUGUAGAGAUGCCUCAGUGGUUGGGUGGUUUGAUAAAUGGAUGAGUGGCUGGGCGGGCGGAUAGGUGGAUUGUGAGUCGGUGCUCGCCUUUGCGGCGAGGUGGGUGAUUAAAGUACAUGUGUGGGGGGGAGUGAGUGACUUGGGUGUGUGUGGGUAAAUUGGGUAGGUAGGUGGGUGGGUGAGUGGUUGGUUUUUUGUGGAUGUGAGUAGGUGCGUAGUUUCACCAGAGGGCGGGGAGGCGAGUGAUUAGGUAAGUGGGUGAGUGGCUGAUUGAGAUGGGGAAGUUGUUGGUGGGUAAGUUGUGGAUGUGAGUAGGUGAGUGGCUUCGUGCUUGGAUGGAUAAUUGUGUGUCUGCGCGCGAGUGCAUGUCUAAGUGGGUGGGUGAUCGGGUGGGUGGGUGAUCGGGUGGGUGGGUGGAGGAGUUUUUGUUUUUUUUGGGACGUGGUGCGGGUUGCCUUCUAUUGUAAUUACCGCCCGGACACUACACUGGGUGUGUGUGUGCAUGACACUAAUCCACCGCUGGGCCCAAGCGGUGCACGGGCAGGGCGCGGGUGCGCAGUCUGCGAGCUUCUCUCCCUCGCGCUGCAUUGCCCCCCGGGAGUUGGGGCAUUGGGGUGGGCGAGCGCGGUGGGAGAUGAGGGGAGCGGAGCGGGGGAGAAGGUGUGGAGGAGAGCGAGCGAGGGAUGUCCACGGCGGGGUUCACUUCAUCAAGUAUUUGUGGAAUUCUAUCCAUCCACCAGAGUUGACCUCCACCCUCCUGCACCCGUCCUCCACCUCCAGUGUCCACCCACCAUGGUCUCUCCCGUCCGUCCACCCACCUCCCCGUGCCUUCAUUUUAAAUAGCUCUGCCGUGUGUACAUAUUAUAUAUAAAUACAGUAUAUAUGUGUGUGUGCGUGCGUGCGCGCUCUCAUAAGUUGGCAUCGCAUCUUGGUACUGCUCUGUUUGGAGUGUGGAGCAUGGUUCUUCAGAGCGUCGUCCACUUAAUUUAAACAUCUGUCUGCCACCCUCCUCCACCCGUGCCCCCUCCCAUGUCCCAUGAUCGUUGGCCACCACCGCUGCUGUUGCUGCUGCCCUGGUGGCGCGGGGCGUGUUUUCACGGAGGGUUGUUUGACCGAUAAGCUUGGUCGGAGAUGGUGCGGGCUGUGUACACUUUUAGGCAGGGGGACGAGGGCAGAGGGAGGGUGGAGGAGGUGUCAUCCAUGUGCCCGUCCGUGUAUGAUCGUGUAUAAGAAAUAAAACAUGCGUUUUGCAA
Messenger RNA from Lethenteron reissneri (Far Eastern brook lamprey), 10365 nucleotides. RefSeq names its product protein phosphatase 1 regulatory subunit 37 (gene PPP1R37). NCBI's taxonomy places the organism in Eukaryota, Metazoa, Chordata, Hyperoartia, Petromyzontiformes, Petromyzontidae. The record is from RefSeq and is a predicted model, not a curated record. Gene Ontology annotation, molecular function: protein binding.